UUGUCAGGUUCAGCCAUGGAGGUGACUUAUCUGCAGCAGUUGGAAACGCUCAAAUACAGCGAGCUCCAGCGCCUGGCUAAAGGCGCAGGAUUGAAGGCGAACCUCAAGGCGGACAAGCUGUUAAAAGCACUGAAGCAGCACUUUUAUGAAAUCAUACAAGAAAACAGAAAUACAGUCAACAAAAGAGACUCCUCUUCUACAGAUACCAAGGAGCUUGAUGACAGUCAGAUACCUCUAAAUGUAACCUCUGUAACCCAAAGGUAUAGAAAAAAGAAGGGAGCUGAUGAUGAUCAGGGAAAUCCAGAAAGAAAAACUGUUCAUGAGGAAAAUCAAGAACUCUGUCCAGAGAAAGAGGUUUUUUCUGAGCUGAAAGAAAGAGAAGAGCCACAGGAUGCUGAAUCUGAAAGGACAGUGAAGAUGAACCAACCUGAGUAUUUGACAAGCAGUGGGAUCACAAAGAAUAUGGCCACGCCAAGUCAAUGUAAAGAGAGAAUUUCGACUAAAUGUGGAAGAGCUGAAAGAAAGACUCUUGUGGACCCUCUUUCUGGAAAGAAACCUCAGUACACAACUAGUGUAUCAAAAUCUGGGAGAACAGGAUUUGCUUCUACCACGCCAAACUUCAAAAAACUGCAUGAGGCCCAAUUCAAGAAAAUGCAAUCUAUUGAUGAUUACAUUGAAAGAAAAACAAAGAUGAUUAAAAAAUUCAGUAAUUCAGUAAACGAGGUCAAGAUGCUGGCUAAGAAAAGUAACUAUCUAAAGACUUCUCACAAAGACACUCCAAACAGUAAUUCCAAGACAUGCUCCAGUUUCAGAGAGUUUUUAUUCAGCCCUCAACCCCAUGGGAACAAUCGAGUGGCUACAUGUACCCCUGCAAGCCUGCGGCGCUCACCACACAGUUCUGUCAGCAAUGGAAAUAAGAGUAUUUUAACUCGGAAAUCAGCAUUCAAUUCAACCAGUCUCUCUGCAGUCAAAAUGAAUGUCAGAUUUUCAGAAGCCACCAAGGAUAAUGAACACAAGCGCUCUCUUAUCAAGACUCCAUCUAGAAAAUCUCAAUUCCUGAACACCGGCACCCCAGAUAGCCAGAAGAGCAGUACGUCUGUUUCUAGAAAGGACUUCAGGGGAAGCGCAACAAAAUGUCAGUUAACAGAAGGCUCAAACUCUGCUGUUACCCUCAAGUUUGAAGCAGAACCCAUAAGCACUAAGAAGCCAACGUUUGACCUCAAAGCUAGUCUGUCAAAGCCACUUGGUUACCAGCCUCACAAAGGGAAACUGAAACCUUGGGGUAAAUCAAAGGAAAACAUCCAGAGUGUGUGUUCCCACAGGAGAGACUAUAGGCAGCCAGUUCCCACAACCCGAGAAGAGAGGCGAGAACAACAUGAAGAAGAGAGAAAACUGAGAAAAGACAAGGCACUUGGAAUCCGUAGAGGAUUGACUCUUGCUUAGGACUAACCCUCAAAUUGCUCUGUAAAUAACAUUCUACAUGCAAAAUUAUUUCCUACUUUGUAAAUAUUUCUGUUUUCUUCCCUAUUCAGUGACUUGCUUAAGAUGGUCUGUUGUCUGAACAGAAUUAGUCUAAUGGGCUUUUUAAUUCAGUUAUUUUAGCUACUGACUCAUAAUCUUGAAAGGCUGUAACCAACAAAAGUGCAACUAUUUACUGUUAUCCUACGUUAUGUUUUUGAAAUGUUUAUCAAUCUAUUCUAGACUGGUUGGAAACGAACAAUUUUCUGCCAAAUGUUUUUUUUACUGUAUUUGAUGGUGGGGACAAAAUAGAAAAUAAAUGUUUAGUAAUGAAAAUACUAUAGUUAUUGAUGGCAUUUAUGUUUUGAACUAAGGCCAUGGUGGCUCAGAGGUUAAGAUGCUGAGUUGCAGUUUGAGACUCGAGUGCCGUGUG
Gekko japonicus is the source of this 1891-nucleotide messenger RNA. RefSeq names its product nucleolar and spindle associated protein 1 (gene NUSAP1). The transcript is spliced from 12 exons. The record is from RefSeq and is a predicted model, not a curated record. Gene Ontology annotation, biological process: establishment of mitotic spindle localization; mitotic chromosome condensation; mitotic cytokinesis. Gene Ontology annotation, molecular function: microtubule binding. NCBI's taxonomy places the organism in Eukaryota, Metazoa, Chordata, Lepidosauria, Squamata, Gekkonidae. The coding region runs from base 16 to 1443 and encodes 475 amino acids. Gene Ontology annotation, cellular component: microtubule; nucleolus; mitotic spindle.